AUGAAUUUCGUCAACAAAGCCAAAGAUGCCAUCCAGGGUAACUCAGGAAACACUGGCACGACUAGCAACACCACCACCAACACUGCUGCUGGCGGAGCUGGCGGAAAAGAGGAUUAUGGUGACAAGGGACUCGACUUCAUUGAGAAGAAGACUGGCCACACUCUGACACGAGAACAGAACGAGAAGAUCACUGAUGGUGCUCGUGGAUUGUAUGAGAAGCAAACUGGAUCUGCCGUCAACUCCAAGUUCUCCAACUAG
Sclerotinia borealis F-4128 is the source of this 258-nucleotide messenger RNA. The record is from the annotation of a GenBank genome assembly. NCBI's taxonomy places the organism in Eukaryota, Fungi, Ascomycota, Leotiomycetes, Helotiales, Sclerotiniaceae.